AUGGCCCUUGGGGACACCGUCAGUGGAGUUAAGGACUCCUUCUCCUCGUGGGAUGCGUGCAUGUCGAAAGCAUAUUGGUAUGUCGGCCCGCUCCCUGUAGCUGCAUCGACUACGAGCUGACAGAUGGUCAAGUAAAUGGCCGGUCAUAAUAGCUAUCAUCGUCGGCAGCCUUGUAGUCCUGUCAUUGAUAUGGUGCUGCGCACGAUGUCUCUGCUGCGGCGCGGAAUGCUGUUGCGGGUGCUUGUCAUGCUGCAACAGCUGCUGUCCGUCUCCACGGAAUAAGGAUAAGGGAUACCAGCAGGCACCUCCGACUCCAUUCUACAACCAAUAUCAUCAGCCGUCACCUCCUGCGUAUGCUGCAGCAGGAUACAGGAGCGCAAGCGUACCCCAGACUGCGACCUUCGAAACGCCUAGUAAACACAGCGGUACAUGCAACGAGGAUGCACUACCAGCCAUGCCGAGCUGGGACCACGCCGCAUCGCGGCACGAAGAAGUAGUUGAAGAUGUUGAGAUGGAAAAGUUGGAUCAGGAUCUUCACAGCCAUCGGGACACCUUACUCCCGCAGCAACAGCAACCUCAGGCCGGGAGAUUUUACGGCAGCGGCACACCGACUGCGAACAGGACGCAAGAUGUGUUGCCGAGCGCCGACAUGGGCGAUGCCAGCGCGAAUCCUUACCGAGACUUCCAGCAACCACAACAGUAUGCUUCUUCUCCCUACGGUGCUGGAGCAGCGGCAAGGAGUUCUUACCUGCCUACCUACCAACAUCCAACAGCGUCACCUUAUGUCGGAGCUUAUGGAGACUCUAAUCCAAGCACACCUGGCUACUUCAAUACAGCACACAAUCAGUCUUACGGAGGCCAGCAGCGAGCUGGGUACGAGCCUUCGAUCCAGCCGUCGAUCGCAUCUUCGUAUCAUACACAUCCACCGAGCGAUGUUGUAAGUCCCACCAGCCCAGGGCAAACCCAGCAACCAGCUUGGCCGGGAAAGACCCAAUAUCAGGCCUACGGAGGCCCAGGAGGCGUUGGUAGAAAACCCGUACAAGGCAGUUGGAGGGAAGUUUGAUGUUACGAAGUAGCGCAGUCGCUGGACUAGUCGGCGUUGGUGUUGCUGGAAGCUGGGACCGUGUCAAUCUUGCUAUCCAGUUCUGGGCUGGGUCUGACUUGCACAGCGUAGGCGUCGAGGGAAAACGGGCUUGAACCAAUUCAUUUGCGAUCUUGUCAGGUUGCUGGACACAGCAGCGAACAUUUGCUUUGAGGUUUUUGAGGGCGAGGCUAGAACGUUUGUAUCUCGCAAACCCCACGCGUUUGGCGACUAUCCAAACGAAGAUGGUAGCCCGAGGAGGAUGUUUGGAGUUGAAUUCGCAAGCAAGCUUCGAUUGCUCUUCUCAGCAUGUCGUCUGGACUUUUUGUCACGACGGACGCAGGCUCCCGACGGCCGCAAAAGGGCCGUGGGCUAGCCGCUAGCGAAGAGCAGAGUGGAGCCAGCAAGGACUUCCAUCGAGACAGACGGGGGUUUGCCGACUUGAGAACACAACAGCAGCAGCAUGAGCGUGAUCGUUGCGAAAUACUACUGUAGAGAAGCAGACGACAUUGAUACUUCAGUCGGGCCGAGCUACAUGUCCAGACUCACGUGGCCAAGGUGGUUAGCCCGAUCCGUGCAAGUGAGUGAGGGGAGAGGGAGAGCUUGGACCUCCGCUGCAGCGAUGCACAUCAAAUGGCUUCUUGGCUUGGCUUCGAGGUUCCAUCUCCGACCACGACGACGACAUGUAACGAAAACUGCUUGCUUUAUGAGCUCUUGUUCUGCCUCGCCCCGUUCUGCUUCGCCUCGUUCUGUCUCGUUCUGCCUGCCCCGCCCUCCCCUGCCUCGCCCUGUCCUGUCCUGUCCUGUUCACGACCCACCGCAAGACUCCACAGCUAUCCCGACGCCCUCCGCACACCGCACGCUGCACGCACGCGCAUACCACUCCACUCUCGCCAUCGUCCGGGUGCCCGUAUCUCGCUCUUCGUCGUUAUCUUCUCUCCCUCAAGUAUACUGCGUGAGCCGUCGCGCUGGCAGCAACAACUGGCAGACACCAUCCGCGCUCCUAUUCAUCGCCUGCGCAGCCUUCCGACGACGCCUUUCGACACCGUCUGAUCCUCGCCCAUACCCACACAGCCUUCUCCAAGCAGCUCGAGGGCGAGCAGCUCCCCUUCAUUCGCGAGCUCAGAGGAAAAGGCUCUUACUACGACAGACGACUCCGUGCAGCAACCCAGCCAGCAACUUCUAUCGUCUUCCUUGCCGUUGUUGUCUUGGUAGUCUUACAGUUCAUCACUCCGGUGCCGUAUCAACAACUCUUCCGCGCCCUCAGUUCCAGGUAUCCGUCCCGACCGCCAGCGUCCUGUCCCUCCCCCAAUCCAUUUGUGCAGGGACUCUACUGCCGUGCACCGCCGCACAUUCCUGGAAGUCUCUACAACCAAAGUCCUCGGAGCAUGGCGUUGCAAGAUGCGGCUGAGCGGGUGGCCGCCGAGUUCGAGUACACCAAGGAGCAGGUCAAUCGCGGGGUCAAGGAGUUCAUCCGGGAGAUGGACGAGGGUCUUGGUAAGGCGGGAGCUACUCUUUCCCAGAUACCCACAUACGUGACCGCAGUGCCCAAUGGAACAGAGAAGGGCAUGUACAUGGCAGUAGACCUCGGUGGCACGAACUUCAGGGUUUGCUCUAUCCAAUUGCACGGCAACAGCACCUUUAGCUUGACGCAAAGCAAGGUUGCAAUCCCGCGACAACUGAUGACUGCCAAGACUAGUCAUGAGCUUUUCGCCUUCUUGGCCAGGCAAAUCGAGGAGUUUCUGAAGACGCACCACGGUCUGCAGAGCCACAAGGAGAGGCGGGAAAGCUUUCUGAGCAGCAGUGAGCAAGACGUCUUUAGCCUCGGCUUCACUUUCAGUUUUCCGGUCCAGCAAUACGGCAUCAACAAAGGGACGCUCAUUCGAUGGACCAAGGGCUUCGAUAUUGACGACACGAUUGGCAAGGAUGUAUGCGCUCUGCUGCAAAAGGAGAUCGAUGCGCUGGGCCUUCCGGUAAGGGUCGCAGCGCUGGUGAACGACACCGUUGGCACUCUCAUGGCGAGAUCGUACACGAGCCCUGGCAAGACAGGCACAUUGUUGGGGGCCAUCUUCGGUACAGGCACGAAUGGCGCUUAUGUGGAAAAGUUGGACAAGGUUACCAAACUCGCCAAAAUGGGCAAGGCAUCGGGCGAGGUCGACAGCAGCACUGGGGAGAUGAUUGUCAAUACUGAGUGGGGCUCGUUUGAUAAUCACCUCUCUGUCUUGCCGACCACGCCAUACGAUCGAGACCUCGAUAAGCAGAGUAAUAAUCCGGGAAUUCAGAUGUUUGAGAAGCGAGUGUCCGGAAUGUUCUUAGGCGAGAUCCUACGCCGAGCGUUGCUGAAGUUGUUGAAUGACAACAGUGUACCGCUCUUCAGCGACGCCGACAGCAACCAGAACGAACUGCACAGCACCACUAACGUCGCACUCGACUCGCCUCUCUACAAGCAAUGGGGCUUGGAUACUUCGUUCCUUUCGAUCGCUUCAGGCGACAACUCAGCGGGCUUGAAGGUUACUCGUCAAGAGUUGGAUAAGGAGUACGGCGUCACGGCAGCGUCUGCUGAAGAUGCCGAGGCCGUGCGUUUGAUUGCGUCCGCAAUCGGCAAACGUGCUGCGCGCCUCUCAGCCGUAGCGAUUGCAGGAAUUGUGAUUUCCACUGGCAAACUCCAAAAGCCUACAGAUAUCGCAACUACUAGCUCGACAACUCUCGACACCAACGAGGACGACAUUGUGGAUAUUGGCGUCGAUGGCAGCUUGGUCGAAUUCUAUCCUCGAUUCGAAGAAUAUAUUCGUGAGGCUCUGAGGGAGAUACCUGAGAUUGGACCUGAAGGCGAGAAGAAGAUCAGGAUUGGCAUCGCCAAGGACGGUUCUGGUGUUGGCGCUGCGUUGAUUGCUCUUGUUGCGGACCAGGCUAUGAAAGGUAAGUUCAGAAUACAGGCUGGAUUGGACGGUUGCUAACGUGGCAAUGGUCAGGCGGCUACAGCAGCUCGGUCUCAUCAUCUGGAGGCAUCCUUGGCUACUUCGAGCAAGCUCUGGAGAGUCUCAACAGGAACGUGCGCAUGCGGGUGUAG
Molecule: messenger RNA, 4151 nt
Organism: Lecanosticta acicola
Lineage: Eukaryota; Fungi; Ascomycota; Dothideomycetes; Mycosphaerellales; Mycosphaerellaceae
Source: the annotation of a GenBank genome assembly